UUCUCACAAUGUUUUCGAACUUGCAGAUAUUUUAUAAUUAUACAUAUACAUAUGUACACUAGUACAAGAUAUAUGAUCAACUAAUUGCCUGUUGUGUGAUUUUACUUCACGAGCCGGCGAGAUUAGCGCAGCGCACGUAGAACUACCUGUCGAUAAAUGAAGUCAUAUACUUGUAGAUUUAUCUGUGUGUAUGUGUGUAUGUAAGUGGAAAUGCAGAACUUAUUGCUAAAGUACUGCGCUGAUAAGCGGCGUAGAUGACCAAGAAAAACGCGCAUACAAUGAGUAUCUCUCUCGACUGAAGCUUCCAAAAUAAAGCAAGAACGUCUAAAAAUAGUGAUAACAAGAAGGCUAUAAACAACUAUAACCGUCAAUUUGAGAGUACAGAUUAUACGCACAUAUGAUAUGAUAUAUGUAAAUAAGAGGAAUAUGCGCUCUCUGUGGCAUAAGCGAGGUGCUUGCUCUCAACACCCAGUAAGCAUUUAAGAGGCAAUUUGUGAAAUUUGGAAUUUUUUUAUAUAGAAAGCAUAAAGCUGAAGUAUAGGAAUUAUGUGGUAUUAUCAUCAACAGAGGUAUUAACGGGUUAUAUGGGUUUGUUUAAGCAAAAAACGACAAAUUUUAAUUUUUUUUUAAUUUAAAAAUUUUUUAAAAUUAGUAUUAUUCCAUGAGAGCAAAAAUAAUCAAACUUGGCUACGAUUCGGACCGAUUGCGUCAGUAGAACAUAAUUUAUUAAGUUUGCCACGAAAUUUUUAGCACCCGGAUGACCCAUAUUCGUCUGUUUGUCCAUCCGUCCGUCUGUAUAUAUGCGAACUAGUUCCUCAGUUAUAAGUUAUAACUACCAUACAUGCUGACCGAUCAAAAACAAGAUUAAAUGAACCUGUGAAGGGUAUUGGAGCUACAAUGUAGCCGCUGUUAACUUUUUUUCUUCUUUUAAGCUGCUAAAGUUUACUUUAAGCUAAGUAUAUCGCUUUUCAAUUCUAAUGCUCACUGGGUUAUCCACAAGCAAUUAACGCAAUACGCCGAUCCCGCCAGCACAAUCAACAAGGCUACGUGAGGCAGCGUGAGAUUAACAAUGCCGUCUAGCGACUCUUUAUUCGUCUGGGGAACGUCGCGCUACUCGGUUCGGUUUUCGGCGCGCGUUUGUCGUCUGAAUUUGGAAAAUUUCGUUAAAAUCAAAAUUACCAAAUAACACGCAGGUCUGUUGAAAACAUCGUCUUAGUUGAAAAAAAAAGAAAGAAUACUUUGAUCACGGCGUUGUCAAAGAGCUAUCAUGACUACUGACAGCGGUGCAACAAACAAUGCGGCGUCUGCGACGGUGCCGACGGAAAACGCAGACUCCACCAAAGUUGACGAUGACUGCACGUUGGAUGGCAUUUUGGCGCGUAUUGGGCAAUUCGGCCGUUUUCAGCUCUUUAACUAUGUGCUACUAUGCAUACCGAUGAUUUUCAAUGCCUUCUUCUCCAUUUCGUAUGUGUUUACGGCGAGUACGGUGGUGCACAGAUGUAACGUGACGCAGUGCGACAGCGCGUGGAGCGCCUACGAUGAACCAUGGCUCAACUACACCAUACCCAUGAAGGGCUCCAGCUAUGACCAGUGCUCACGCUAUGUGUCUAAUGGUAAUGCGGAACGUACAUCCACGAAUUACUAUGCAAAGCCCUCGAGUGAGUUCUGCGCACCGGCAUAUUUCAGUCAAAGUGUUACCGAGAAAUGUGGAAACGAUUUCAAGUUUCGCGAUACUGAAUAUACGAUAUCGAAUGAGUUUUCCAUCUUUUGCUCGAGCAUAUGGAUGCUGACCUUGGUGGGUACGGUGAAUAAUAUUGGACAGUUUGUGGGCAUACCAGUGGGUGGAUUUUUUGCAGAUCGUUUUGGUCGACGCACAAUGCUCGCCGUAGGCGGUUUCCUCAGCGCUAUUAUGGGUAUACUGCGCUCGAUAUCCACCAACUACUACAUGUUCAUAGCUUUCGAAUUCAUUGAUAUGGCUGUCGGUAGCACACUCUUUCCAACGGCAUUUCUGCUAGCCAUCGAAUUAGUGGGACCCAAACGACGCGUGGCCGCCGCCACUAUCAUAACCAUUUUCUAUUCGCUAGGUGAGGCGCUGUUGGGUGUUUUAGCGCAACAAUUCCAAAAUUGGCGUGAUUUAUUGCGCGUACUCUACACGCCAGCGCUCUUACUGAUAGUCUUCCUUUUCGUGCUGCCGGAGAGUGUACGCUGGCUGCUGAGUCAGGGUCGAGAGGAAGAUGCUACACGCUUGUUGAAACGUGCCGCACGCAUAAAUAAACGUGAAAUACCAGAAAAUGAUCUGAAAGCUUUGGUAGCGGAAAACCAAGCGAAGCUAGCGCAGGCGCACGAAAGCCACUAUCCGAUUGUGAAAGCGUUGAAGCUAUUUCGUUGGCGUAUUUUGAAUUGUUGCUUCUGUUGGUUCACACACACUUUGGUAGCGCUGGGCCUGAGUCUUACCUCGGUCACGCUGGGCGGCAACAAGUAUACGAAUUUCCAAUUGAAUGGCUUGGUACAAGUGCCCGGCUUAAUUUUGCCACUACUGAUUAUGGAUCGCAUUGGGCGACGCUACUCGCUGUGUGGCUCUAUGCUGGUGUGUGCACUUUGUAUGGGCAUUACAGCGUUGGUGGGAGGAAAUCAUGAGAUUACCGAGUUGGUGCUCUUUUUAGUUGGCAAAUUUGCUAUUACAUGCAGUUUCCAGAUCUUAUACUUUUUCACUUCGGAAAUAUUCCCUACAAAUGUACGCAACAGUUUGUUGUCAUUUUGCUCCAUGAUUGGACGCAUCGGAUCGAUGCUGGCUCCACAAGCACCACUUUUGGCCAAUUACUAUGAGUAUGCACCACAAAUACUCUUUGCUAGCUUUGCCUUAAUUAGCGGUACAUUAACGCUGCUCUUCCCUGAAACUACUGAUAAAGUCUUACCAACAACGCUACAAGAUGCCGAGCAAUUGAAUGAUAAAAAGCGACAAAAUAAGGCAAAUAUUGUUGAAUGAGCUAGAUUGCACGUUGGAGUGAAGUGUUUUGCGAAUUGUUAUAUACAUAUGUAUAUAGACAAAUAAACUUAGUAAAUUUUAUUAAAAUAAUCUAUAAUAUUUAGCACACGUAUAGUUAAUUUAAAUGUGUAUUAAUGUAUAUUUUUGUAUGUGUAGAAAUCCAUUAUAGGUCAGUAGUGUAAUAUAAAAACUAGUAAAUAAAAUUGUUUUCGUUAAUAAAUA
This is a messenger RNA of Bactrocera tryoni, 3208 nucleotides long. RefSeq names its product solute carrier family 22 member 3. The transcript is spliced from 6 exons. Gene Ontology annotation, molecular function: transmembrane transporter activity. Lineage: Eukaryota; Metazoa; Arthropoda; Insecta; Diptera; Tephritidae. The coding region runs from base 1268 to 2986 and encodes 572 amino acids. The record is from RefSeq and is a predicted model, not a curated record. Gene Ontology annotation, biological process: transmembrane transport. Gene Ontology annotation, cellular component: membrane.